Salvelinus namaycush (lake trout) is the source of this 4659-nucleotide messenger RNA. Its product is annotated as aggrecan core protein-like. The transcript has 17 exons. The annotation marks the transcript as partial. Gene Ontology annotation, molecular function: calcium ion binding; hyaluronic acid binding. NCBI's taxonomy places the organism in Eukaryota, Metazoa, Chordata, Actinopteri, Salmoniformes, Salmonidae. Gene Ontology annotation, biological process: cell adhesion. The record is from RefSeq and is a predicted model, not a curated record.
GUGUCCAUCUCUCUGCCCUCUUCCCCUCCAGACCCUGAGGACACACUGAGUGUGAGCGUCCCACUGGAGCUGCCUCAGCGCCCUCUACUGGGCAGCACCUUGGUACUACCCUGCUACUUCCAGGAUCACACCGUCCACGACCCCGGCGCCCCCACCAUUGCCCCCCUGUCCCACCGCAUCAAAUGGAGCCGCGUCACUAAGGAGCGUGUCUCUGUCAUCCUGGUGGCCAUGGACGGAGAGGUCAAGGUGGAGGAGGACUAUCUGGACCGGGUCCACAUGGUGGGCUACCCCCAGACCCCCACUGACGCCAGCAUCAAGAUCACAGAGUUGAGGUCCAACGACACCGGCACCUACCGAUGUGAGGUCCAGCACGGCAUCGAGGACAACCAUGACACUGUGGACGUCCUGGUUCAAGGUAUCGUGUUUCACUACCGGGCCAUCACGACACGCUACACUCUGACCUUUGAGAAGGCCAAGGCAGCCUGUAUCCAGAACAGUGCUGUGAUCGCGACCCCAGAGCAGCUCCAGGCCGCGUAUGAUGACGGCUUCCACCAGUGUGACGCCGGCUGGCUCUCCGACCAGACUGUCAGGUACCCAAUCCAUGAUCCACGUGAGAAUUGUUAUGGCGACAAAGACGAGUUCCCCGGGGUGCGAACUUACGGAGUGAGAGAUGUCAACGAGACUUACGACGUGUACUGUUUUGCCGAGAAGAUGACAGGCAGUGUGUUCUACUCUGCCUCUGUGGCUAAGUUCACCUACUCUGAGGCUGAGGAACAGUGUAGUAAGCAGGGGGCCCUGUUGGCCACCACAGGACAGCUGUACCUGGCCUGGCAGGCUGGUCUGGAUGUGUGCAAUGCAGGCUGGCUAGGAGACAGGAGCGUCCGCUACCCCAUCAAUGUCCGGAGGCCGCAGUGUGGAGGGGGUCUGCUGGGGGUACGGACCGUGUACCUCCACGUCAACCAGACGGGGUACCCCCUCCCCGAAUCCCGCUACGAUGCCUACUGCUACACAGAAACGGACGAGGAGGGCUCAGGCAUGGUGGUGCCCACCGAGGCGGGCAGCGGCGUGCUGAGCGUUGCCACGGUGACCCAGGGUCCUCCCGAGUUGUUCUACAGGAACAUGACCACAGAGAGCGAGGCGCUGGGUGAGGACCUGGCCACCCAGAAACCCACUAGCGUGGACUUCACCUUUGGCACUGAGUUGCCCCUGCCACAGUCGCCCAGUGUCACCGAGCUGCCCCUGCCACAGCCGCCCAGUGUCACCGAGCUGCCACAGCCGCCCAGUGUCACCGAGCUGCCACAGCCGCCCAGUGUCACCGAGCUGCCACAGCCGCCCAGUGUCACCGAGCUGCCACAGCUGCCCAGUGUCACCGAGCUGCCUCUGCCACAGCCGCCCAGUGUCACCGAGCUGCCUCUGCCACAGCCGCCCAGUGUCACCGAGCUGCCCCUACCACAGCCGCCCAGUGUCACCGAGCUGCCUCUGCCACAGCCGCCCAGUGUCACCGAGCUGCCUCUGCCACAGCCGCCCAGUGUCACCGAGCUGCUCCUGCCACAGCCGCCCGGUGUCACCGAGCUGCUCCUACCACAGCCGCCCAGUGUGAGAGAGUUGGUUGUGGAUGUGGUGGGGAGAGUAACGGCCAGGCCGGAUGUGUGGAGCGUGGUGUUCCACUACCGUGCUGGAUCUAGCCGCUACGCCUUCACCUUCGUGGAGGCCCAGCUGGCCUGUCAGAGUGUUGGAGCCUCCAUCGCCACCCCAGAGCAGCUCCAGGCUGCCUACGAAGCCGGCUACAACCAGUGUGAUGCAGGCUGGCUUCUGGAUCAGACCGUCAGGUAUCCCAUCGUGUCUCCUCUGGAAAAGUGCCCUGGGGAUCUGGAGACUUUACCAGGAGUGAGGUCCUAUGGACUGAGGCCCGCUGACGAACACUACGAUGUGUACUGCUACGUGGACAGACUCAGGGGUGAUGUGUUCCAUGCUGGCUCCAGUGAGGGCUUCACCUAUGACGGUGCUCUGGCUCACUGUCAGGAGCUGAACGCUACCCUGGCCUCUACUGGACAGCUCUACGCCGCCUGGAGACAAGGCUUGGAUAAGUGCCGCGCAGGUUGGCUAAUCGACCGGAGUGUCCGGUACCCCAUCACCAACCCCCGGGUGGCGUGUGGUGCAGGGAAGGCAGGGGUGUACACAGUAUACACCCACAACAACCAGACGGGAUUCCCAGACUUGUAUUCCAGAUAUGACGCCUACUGCUUCAAAGUGGACAUCUUGCUUCUUGCCAAUGAAACUGGAUUGAACAUCACAGAGAUAGAAGAGUCUUUGGUUAACCUCACAUCCAUCACUGAUUUGCUGAGGCCUGUCCUGCCUUCCAUCACUCCUCCCAUCUCUGUGGAGUCCUCAGGCUCUGCAGAGAUUCCCAGCGGAUCGUCUGGUCUGAGUAGUGAAGAUCCGUCCGGCUCGGGGCUGAGUGGAGACGGAUCGGGAAUAACGGUCACCUUCUCUUCAGGGAGUGGCAGUGUUUUAUCUGGUUUGGGCUCUGGGGGUCCUCAGGAGGCUGGAGAGGGAAUCACUGGGAUCCUCACCUUCCCCUCAGAAAUGGGAUUGGGAAUGUUCAGUGGCAGUGAGUUCCUGUCGGGAUGGGGAAGUGGCUCCGGUGUCAGUUCUGAGGAGAGCGGCUCUUCGUCUGACAGCUCCAGCAGCUCUGGGGAAAGUGGGGGGUGGUCUGGAAUGUCGUCCGGCUCCAGCUCUAGUUCCAGUGAGGAGUUUUCCGGAUUUCCCUCAGGAUUCUUUCCCUCAGGAGGCUCCAGUGGUCAUUCGGGAGAGGAGUCGGGAAGCGGAGACACUCAGGUCCUGCUGAUCGAUGGGAAACUGAUGGAGGUUUCCACCUCUCACACACACAAAGAGAAGGAGCUGGGUGGAGGGGGCCUGGAAUUCAGCGGUUCGGCCUCAGGCAGCAGCGGCUCAGGGUUCUUCCCUGAUGUGACCUUCUUGGGGUCAGGGUUUACCGACCUCACGGGGUCAGCCUCAGGGGAACAGGAGGCCUCGGGGUCUCUCCACUACGGCUCCGGAAGCGGUGAUAUCAGCGGUUCGGCCUCAGGCAGCAGUGGCUCAGGGUUCUUCCCGAGUGUGAACUUCUUUGGGUCAGGGUUUACUGACCUCACGGGGUCAGCCUCAGGGGAACAGGAGGCCUCGGGGUCUCUCCACUACGGCUCCGGAAGUGGUGAUAUCAGCGGUUCGGCCUCAGGCAGCAGUGGCUCAGGGUUCUUCCCGGGUGUGACCUUCUUGGGGUCAGGGUUUACCGACCUCACAGGGUCAGCCUCAGGGGAACAGGAGGCCUCGGGGUCUCUCCACUACGGAUACGGAGCGGGAAGAGGUGGAUACGCAUCAGGGUUCGGAACGUCGGGCUUCCCAUCCGGGGACAUGUCUGGAAUCUCCAGAUCCUCCACCAGCGAUGAGGAGGACAGCGCUGUCACCUUCCUGACUAAUGACUUCAUGACAGAGGUUUCCAAGGCGACCACGGUUUCCAUGGAGCUGGGGGCUGGGCCAGUGCAGUUCAGUGGGCAGGGAAGCGGGUCCCACACAGGGAACGGUGCUGACCACCCAACCCAGGCCAGCGGUGUCUCAUCUGGGGCACACUCUGGAGAUCUGCUCCCUGUGGUGCUGUCCUCUCCGCCCAGCAACAGGGAGCUUAUGGAGGGCACAGAGGGGCCAGAGGAGGCCAUGGCUGGCGGGGCUGAGCUGGGGGAGACCACCAGCGAGUUUUACAUGACCUUUGCCCCCAACCUUGCUCCCGCCGGAUUGGCUGCCCCAGCCAUCUCCCUGCAGACCCCUGCCGUCAUGGAGGAGCCAUCCUCAGAGGAGGGUAUCCCUAACCCAUGUGACCCUAACCCGUGUGGUGCUGGGUCAUGCUCAGUGGAGGAUGGUGUUGGGCUGUGCCAGUGUCCGCCCGGGAAAGUGGGAGAAGGGUGCCAGUAUGAGGUUGAUGUGUGCCAUUCCAACCCUUGUGCCAAUGGAGCCACCUGUGUGGAAAAUGCAGACUCUUACAAAUGCUUAUGCCUGCCCAGCUACGGAGGGGACCGCUGCGAGAUUGACGAGCAGGAUUGUGAGGAGGGGUGGACUAAGUUUCAGGGCAACUGUUACCUGCACUUCCCCGAGAGAGAGACCUGGCUGGACGCCGAGCAGCGCUGCCGAGACCUCAGCGCUCACCUGGUCAGCAUCAUCACCCCAGAGGAACAGCACUUUGUCAACUCCAACGGCCAGGACUACCAGUGGAUUGGGCUCAAUGACAAGACAGUGGAGAAUGACUUCCGCUGGAUAGACGGCACACCACUGCAAUUUGAGAACUGGCGGCCGAACCAGCCGGAUAACUACUUUAACUCUGGAGAAGACUGUGUGGUGAUGAUCUGGCACGAGAACGGCCAAUGGAACGACGUUCCCUGCAACUACCACCUGCCCUUCACCUGCAAGACUGGCCCAGUCUACUGUGGCGCACCGCCAGAGGUGGAGAAUGCCAAGAUGUUCGGCAGCAGGCGGGAGCAGUAUACUGUGGGGUCCAUCAUCCGCUACCAGUGUAACCCAGGCCUCCUACAGCGCCACCUGCCUGUGGUGCGCUGCAUGGCAGACGGACAGUGGGAGAAGCCACAGGUGGAAUGUAUGGGCGGUGAGUAG